AUGAAACAACUUGCUCGCCGGUACGUGUACUGGAAAUUUAUUGACAAGCAUGUCAAAAGAGUUGUGAGAGAAUGUGCUGUAAGAGCUCUAUUAAGAUGUAGACCACCAAAAGCACCUCUUAACCCUUCGGAGAUACCAGAGAACAACUGUCAGCGGAUUCACGUUGACUACGCUGAGCCAUUCCAUAACCACAACUUUCUCGUUGUUAUGGAUGCAAAAUCCAAACGGGUGGAAAUGGAAGUAUGCUAUUCAGGUCCAACUUCAACAUCGACUAUAGAAAUGAUUCAAAAUGUAUUCGCUCGCUACGGAUACCCAGACGUGAUGGUGUCGUACAAUGAUGCGAUCUUCACCAUCGAAAAUCUCCAGAAGUUCUAA
This is a messenger RNA of Homalodisca vitripennis (glassy-winged sharpshooter), 375 nucleotides long. RefSeq lists its product as uncharacterized. The record is from RefSeq and is a predicted model, not a curated record. Gene Ontology annotation, biological process: DNA integration. NCBI's taxonomy places the organism in Eukaryota, Metazoa, Arthropoda, Insecta, Hemiptera, Cicadellidae. The transcript has a single exon. Gene Ontology annotation, molecular function: nucleic acid binding. The coding region runs from base 1 to 375 and encodes 124 amino acids.